AGACCCGCUCGUUUUGAGAAAAAUGGGUGAGAGGCUUGCCGGGAAUCAAAUACCGGUGUCUGUCCGGAUUCCUGUUUCCAGCAUUCGCCCAACCCCGAGACCCAUCGGAACUUCAUCUUCUGUAAAUUUCACUCGAGCUCCAAUGGUUAAUCCUGUUUAUCUACUCCCGAAAUCGGGUCUUUCCAAUGCACCCAGCGUAAUGCAAGUGCGUAGUUGUGCCGGUGGACAAACGGCCGCGGUCAGCAAUGGCGUAGUCACCGGUUCCGCAGUUUUUUCCCACUACGAGUACUUUCUCGAGCCGCAUCAGUAUUCUCCAAGUACCAGCUCCGGUCAUCCUGUUGGCUCCAGCACACCAAAUGCUGCCAAAUUAGUUGGUUUCUUGAACCAAUUAUUGGAACUUUCCAAAAAUGUUGCGGCCGAUGUCCACGCUGCCGUGGUACGACUCAUUCAGGCUCUUGUGAAUGCAGAACUAGACGCCAACUCAUUCUGUACACAACUACGGGCCAACUUGAAGAGUGCAAAUACAUCUACAGACAUCGGACCAUUCAUUAAGGACAAUAUCGACGCUCUACGCGCAGAUCUUGCCAGCGGCGCCUGUCGUUUGUCCAACAUAAACCCACCAACUGGGCCCCUGAUCAAGGAUGUUCUCAGUAGCCCAUUUUCCUCCGUUCCCGCCGCUUGCGCUACCUUAUCCAUGUCUGGUCCCGGUCCAGUCACUGUUCAAGUUAGAGCACCGGUCACGGCUUGCUUCCCGGCCGGCCCCAACUCCUCGACUUUGAGUGGCUCCCGAUUAUCCGUCCCGAGUGCUGCGGGAUCUCAGCCACGCCUUGUGGGCACUCUGUUGAACUCCAUCUCCUCCCCAGUCCCUUCCGCAGUGAUUACAACUUCUCCGAAUCGUUCGUAUCACAGCCAACCACCCCUUCUCGCUCCAGCGCCUCCUCGCACGUCUUUCACCGCGACUGGAAUGCCCGCGACCCCGUUACCGGCGCCAAGCGCUGGAUCAGUCCCAAAAUACCGACUUGCCCAAACGCUAAGCAAUGUUAUGACUCCUUCCAAUGCUGCUACGACCUCGGUCGCCACAACUCGACUCACUCAGACACCGACUACCGUGAAGUCGUCUUAUUCAAAUCUUCGGCCCAUCUUGGCCCCUGCUCCUUCCGCUUCUGGUAGCGCUACCGUGAACUUGGCAGCAGUAAGACCUACUCCCACCAUAGCACCUUUGGUGCGGACCAAGCUGGGUGCACCACUGAGCUCCCCAUCUACUCUGCCUUUGACGAGCGCUCGCCUCGGCUCCCAGCUUUCAGCUUCCACACUUCUUUCAGAUCGCACUUUGGUCACAGAUCGAACGCAGGAACUUUCUGGCAGCGAAGACAGUCGGAUCUGUCUGUUAUCCCCAUCGAAAGACCAACCUUUUUUUCCUCCCAGUCAAAUUCGAUCUGUCCUCAGUGCUCAGUUGCCUAACCUCACACUGAGCGAGGAGGCGAUCACUUGCUUGUCCCAUGGUCUGCAAUCCCUUAUGAAUUCCAUCCUGACGCGAUUGAGCAUAGUCGUGUCUCAUCGCUUGGAACGUCUUGGUGACGAUCCUCGAUUAACACAGCUUGAUAACACGCGUGAACAGCUGAAGUUCCUUCAACGGUUAGACGAACACGAUCAGAUGCGCCAGUUCGAAUUGGAGAAAGAUCUGAUUCUAAAAGCUGCCAAGUCGCGAUCACGUAACGAAGAUCCGGAUCAGGUUCGCGUGCGGGAGAUGGCCCGUCGGAUUGCUACUGAAGACUACGAGCGUGAGAAACAAAAUCAGGCCAAUUUGACCGCUCUGCACGCGAUUGGGCCUCAACGAAAACGUCGCCUCGACACAGUGGACGAAUCUGCCCCCGGACUUCCGAGCGACUCGUCUCUCUCCAGCAGUACUCUAGUCAGUCUGGUGGACGGUAUACCCAGCGGUUCUGCCCAUCCUCGAUUAUCUCUAGUGAGCACCAACCGUAUCGCCUCCCUGCCUGCCGCAUCUAGUUUCCCUCUGAGUCGCUCGAGUACAGAAUUGUCACAAACAAGCUCACUUUCUGUGGUCUCCACACACACUUUAUCCAAUGCGUUGACCGCGCCGGACACCUCGAGCCGUUUCUCCCUCGCCCACUCGUCAAGAGUGCACAGAGCCACAUUGAAAGAUGUACAGUUGGUGUUGUCCCGAACACCUCGACUACGACGUUCUCUUACUUUUUACCGAACUCAUUGGCGUUCAUCAUAGUCCCUAUCACAUACACAAGAUUCUGUACUCUCUCGCUUUCGGUCCCAACCAUUCCUGUUUACAUGUCAGAUGCGGCGCGCCUGUGUAAACAUGUUUGUACAUAUAUGUGCAUUGACACAGACCACGGAAUUUUUUUAUUCGGUCCGCAAUUGUGUGCCUUUCUGGUUUUUGUGAAUCCACUGAUGAUCUGUGUGCAUGGCUUCAUACCCAAGAUGUACCCCACUCCAUUCCCAGACACCUAAGCGUUCCCCCAAACGCUGUCGGCUCACCUUGCUAUCUCCACCUCUUCCUCGUAUAGGUGAGAUGGCUCCUAAAGCACACUACUGAUCUGGUUGGCUCAACACAGCAUCGUGGUUGUACCUAUCUGCUCUCUUAUUUUUCCUACUUUGACUGAUUUGCCCACGCUCCUUCUCUCUGUGAGAGAGAUUUGUUGCGCAUGGCCCGUGUUAUUUAGCUACUGUGAAACAACAUUCAGUUUGCUUACUCGACUGUGUGUAACUUUUUUCCAGGUACAUUAUCAAUCAGACAGCUUUUGAUUUUUUUUCCAAGACCUUACAUGUACGUUAUAUAAACCUUGCUCGAAAUUCCACGGAUUCGUCCCCUUCACUCUUGCUAAUGUUAGUGGUUUGUUUGUCUGGUGUUCUACCGGAAGACAUUCAACUCAG
This is a messenger RNA of Dicrocoelium dendriticum, 2907 nucleotides long. Lineage: Eukaryota; Metazoa; Platyhelminthes; Trematoda; Plagiorchiida; Dicrocoeliidae. The record is from the annotation of a GenBank genome assembly.